This is a messenger RNA of Penicillium longicatenatum, 2535 nucleotides long. RefSeq names its product beta-glucosidase. The transcript has 4 exons. Bases 1 to 2535 code for a protein of 844 amino acids. NCBI's taxonomy places the organism in Eukaryota, Fungi, Ascomycota, Eurotiomycetes, Eurotiales, Aspergillaceae. Gene Ontology annotation, biological process: glucan catabolic process. Gene Ontology annotation, molecular function: beta-glucosidase activity. The record is from RefSeq and is a predicted model, not a curated record.
AUGACUGUCAAGGACAUUGUGGACAGCGCAUUUGCGCAGAUCGCAAGUGCAGACAUUGAAAAGAUCAUCAAACAGCUAACUCAAGAUGAGAAGGUGUCGCUAUUGAGUGGCGAGGACUUCUGGCAUACGGUCCCAAUUCCUCGACUCAACAUCCCCUCAAUACGACUCUCCGAUGGGCCCAAUGGUGUGCGUGGAACACACUUCUUCAGCAGUGUCCCAGCCGCCUGUCUCCCAUGCGGAACCGCAAUCGGAGCCACGUUUGACCGCGACCUCGCGCUCAAAGUUGGUCAUCUUCUCGCUGCUGAAGCGAAGGCGAAAGGCGCGCAUGUGGUCUUGGGACCAACAAUCAACAUCGCACGUGGCCCUCUGGGUGGACGAGGAUUCGAAUCGUACUCUGAAGACCCGUUCUUGUCCGGAAUUCUUGCAGGUCAUUAUUGUAAGGGAUUGAAGGAGAGAAACGUCAGUGCGACUCUCAAGCAUUUCGUUUGCAAUGACCAAGAGCACGAGCGGAUGGCAGUAAAUUCGAUUGUGACUGAUCGUGCGAUGAGAGAAAUCUAUCUGCUUCCUUUCAUGAUUGCUAUUGCGCUCGGUGAGCCCGACGCUGUUAUGACUGCGUAUAACAAAGUCAAUGGGUUGCAUGCAUCCGAGAACCGGGAGCUUCUACAAGGUAUUCUGCACGAAGAAUGGGGUUGGGAUGGAUUAGUGAUGAGCGACUGGUUCGGAACAUACAGUACCUCCGAAGCUGUGAACGCAGGCCUCGAUCUCGAAAUGCCCGGUCCACCGAGAUGGCGCGGUGGGGCCCUAUCACACGCGAUCACAGCCAACAAGAUUCCGGUUGCUUCAUUAAAUGCGCGGGUUCGUGCAGUUCUGAAGCUGGUCCAAAAGGCAAGCAAGUCAGGAAUUCCCGAAAAAGCUCCAGAGACACAGUUGAACCGUGCAGAGGACAGAGCUCUGCUGCGCAGAAUUGCCUCAGAAGCCAUCGUUUUGUUGAAAAACGAAGAAAACAUACUUCCGUUGAAUAAGAAUAAACCCAUUGCCGUCAUCGGCCCCAACGCGAAGGUUGCUGCCUACUGUGGUGGCGGUAGCGCAGCUUUGAACCCUUACUACACGGUCACACCAUUAGAAGGAAUUUCCAAUUCCGCGACAGCAGAAGUGAAUUUCUCUCAAGGCGUCUAUGCACACCAAAUGCUACCUCUUCUGGGCAAGCAGCUCCGCCUUGAGGAUGGCCAGACCGGCUUCAAACUCAGUAUCUUCAAUGAUGCACCGAAUGUAGCAGCACGCACACCACUCGAAGAGCGCCACGAAACAGAUUCGAUGAUCAUCUUCAUGGAUUAUGAUCACCCUGAUCUGCAGACCAUUUGGUACGCUGAUGCCGAAGGCUAUUUCAUUCCCGAGGAGUCCGGAGUCUAUGACUUUGGUCUCACGGUCAAUGGAACCGCGAAGCUCUACGUGGAUGGGAAGCUAGUUAUCGACAAUACUGUGAACCAGCGGCCUGGCACAAGCUUCUUCGGGAGUGGAACAGUGGAGGAGACUUCUUCACUGGAGCUCGAGGCUGGCAAAAAGUACAAAGUCCUGAUCCAGUGGGCUUGUGGAAAGACCAGUACUUUCAAGGUCCCUGGUGUGGUUGAUUUCGGUCACGGUGGCUUCCGCUUCGGCGCAUGCAAGCAGCUUUGUCCUCAGGCUGGUAUAGAGCAAGCAGUUAAGGUCGCUGCAAGCGUUGAUCAAGUUGUCUUGGUUGCAGGUUUGAAUGGCGAGUGGGAAUCUGAGGGUGAAGAUCGUGCCAACAUGAGCUUGCCCCCGAACACAGAUGAGCUCAUUUCGAGGGUCUUACAAGCCAAUCCUAACACUGUUGUUGUGAUCCAAAGUGGCACUCCGGUUGAGAUGCCUUGGAUCAAUGAAGCAAAGGCUGUCUUGCAUGCCUGGUACGGAGGGAAUGAAACUGGUAACGGUCUCGCUGAUGUGGUCUUUGGCGAUGUGAACCCGUCUGGCAAACUUCCUCUCACAUUCCCUCGCCGACUAAAGGAUAAUCCUACAUAUUUCAAUUACCGUUCCGAGGGCGGCCGAGUCCUAUACGGGGAAGACGUAUACGUGGGAUACCGAUACUACGAAGGACUAGAACUCGAACCUCUGUUCCCAUUUGGUCACGGUCUCUCCUACACAACCUUCCAGGUCUCAGAGUUGAAUAUCAACACCUCAGAGGAAGUUCUGCACGUCAGCUGCAAAGUGAUAAACAACGGCUCAAGAAAGGGCGCAGAAGUCAUCCAGUUGUACAUCGCACCAGUAUCACCCCCGAUCAGACGCCCAUUGAAGGAGCUCAAGGAAUUCAAGAAGGUCUUCCUCGACAGCGGCGUUGAGAAAACAGUCACCAUUCCUCUUGAAAUUGUCCGCGCGACUAGCUUCUGGGAUGAGAAGAGUAACAGCUGGUGCAGUUAUGAAGGAGCCUACAAGAUUAUGGUUGGAACUAGCAGCAGUGGAGAAUUUUUGGAAAGUGUCGUGAACGUGAGUGAGACGACAUACUGGUCUGGUAGCUGGUGA